Messenger RNA from Hippocampus zosterae (dwarf seahorse), 2000 nucleotides. It is a transcript of the gene creb3l3l, whose product is annotated as cAMP responsive element binding protein 3-like 3 like. The record is from RefSeq and is a predicted model, not a curated record. Gene Ontology annotation, biological process: regulation of transcription by RNA polymerase II. The transcript has 10 exons. The coding region runs from base 145 to 1620 and encodes 491 amino acids. NCBI's taxonomy places the organism in Eukaryota, Metazoa, Chordata, Actinopteri, Syngnathiformes, Syngnathidae. Gene Ontology annotation, cellular component: nucleus. Gene Ontology annotation, molecular function: DNA-binding transcription factor activity, RNA polymerase II-specific; RNA polymerase II cis-regulatory region sequence-specific DNA binding.
UUGUUGGAAGCAAGACGCUUUCCACAGGAACAGGAAACGUUGUGAAUUGACAGCAACAAUCGAGCAGAGACACCGACGACGAAAACAAAAACAUAGACGGCGAAACCCAGAUACAUUCAUUCAAGUGGCAUUUUAACUUCUGUGAUGGCAAUCACAGGAGACCAGGCAAACUUGGAUGACCUUCUCGGGUUGGAGUUUGAUGACGGCCUGAAUGGAUCAUCCGAGGAGCAGCUAUUUGACUACGUCAGUACGCUCAUUGAUUCGUGGCACUCCGAACAGGAUGUGCUCAGCUUGUUUCAAGAAGAGGACAACAUAGAGACUCACUGUCCCUCCUAUUCCCCAACGGGCAGCGACAGCGGCAUCUCCGAUUCCAGCAGCACCGGCCGCAUCGACAAUGGCACUCCCGCGGGUUGCGCGAGCCCCGGGGGCGGCGACCUCGACGUCUUGUGCAGUCGCACCUACUCCAACUCGAGCCCAGUGUGCUCUGAGCCCGCCUUAGUUGCCGAGGAGCUGCAAGCAGAGAACCCGGAAGCCUUGCAAGUCCACGCGGAUCAUAGCUACUCGUUGCUCAGGGGCAGAUGUGAAGACACGGAUGCCCUGCAGAGCGUGUGGGCCGAGAAGCCUGACAUGGAUGUCUUCAUCGAUCUGGAUAAUCUGGUGACUGAGGAAAUGGAGGAGGACUUUGCCUGUGACUAUGCCAGUGAGCUGCCUUGUACACUGGCCAUCGAGGACUCGCCGCUGGACACCGUGCAGCACGACUUCACGGAACAGUUCCAGUUCAAGGAGAUUGUGCUCUCUGAGGAGGAGAAACGGCUUUUGGCCAAAGAGGGAGCAACUAUUCCCACCCAAAUGCCUCUUACGAAGGCUGAGGAGAGGACCCUGAAGAGGGUUCGGAGGAAGAUCCGCAACAAGCAGUCGGCUCAAGAGAGUCGCAAGAAGAAGAAGGUGUACGUAGACGGCUUAGAGAGCAGAGUCGCCGUCUGCACCGCGCACAACGUGGAGCUGCAGAAGAAAGUCCAAAUGCUGCAAAAACAGAACAUAUCUUUAAUCGAGCAGCUGAGGAAACUGCAGGCCGUGGUGAAGAUGUCCACCUUGAAGGCCAGCACGACCAGCACGUGCGUCAUGGUGUUCCUGCUCUCCUUUUGUCUGAUUGUCUUCCCGUCGGUUAACCCCUUUGGCAACAACACGGAGAAGAAGGAACUCUACCUUCCUUCGUCCAUCAUUUCCCGAACUUUGCGCUCGCUGCCGUCAGAGAGCACCGACGCCUUGGCCUACUUAGAACCCGAAGAUGACGAGCCAGACCAUCACCUGCUUCCUCAAGCUGAACUGGAGAACAUCGACGUCAUCUUCGCCGGCGGUAAGAACAACAACACCCCGGACUACCAGCGCGUGGAGCAGCCCGACUCGGAGACGGCCGUCAACGGCAACUCUUCGGCCGACUACCCCGCCGCCCCGCAGGCGGCGGAAGUGACGCCGGGUGCCGGGGAGUUACAGGAAGGUUCCUUAGAUUCCGUAGUGGUGGCCGCUGUGGCGUAUGAGGUCCCCGGGUCUAAGGGGAACUGGAUAGACCGCAACCCUCCGUCCGUUAUAUUACAGCAGCACCGUUCGGAUGAGAUGUAGCGCGGUUACGUACGCAGCGCCUCCAGAGGUAUUCACGGCGAUUGACUUUUCCCACACUUUAUGUCGUGACAAACAUUUCUACAAGGCUCUCGGACCGUCACGUGUGUCGAAGUUUCAGAAAAAGAAAUUGUGGGAUGCGGCUGCAAUAUGUGGGGGAAAAAGCGAACGCUGUGAAUACUUUUCCGAUGCACUAUAGGGGAGACAUGAAUUUUAUUUGUACCACAAGGAACAGGGAAGCUGAAGCAGGGUAUAUGCAGUCACACAUUGAAUAACCCCGCCCACUAUUUGAAUGGUUAAUGGUCUGUCCUUUAUAUAGCCGCUUUUCUACCUCGGGCACUCAAAGCGAUUGACACCGUUACCUCGUUCACCUACCGAUGAAG